Molecule: messenger RNA, 1788 nt
Organism: Theileria orientalis strain Shintoku
Lineage: Eukaryota; Apicomplexa; Aconoidasida; Piroplasmida; Theileriidae
Exons: 6
Coding region: 1-1788 (595 amino acids)
Molecular function (GO): protein binding
Source: RefSeq, a predicted model, not a curated record
AUGAGUUACGAUGAGAAGGUCACACAGGGUUUCUCGUCAGUUCUGUGCACAGAUAACCUAGUAUUCCUCGGACACCUGGGCCCAUAUUCAAAAAUAUCGAUAUUUAAGUUCAAAAACGACAGGUCGUCUCUAAAGUUUGUAGGAUUCUUGUCCCCAAUCAUUGGAACAGUGAAGAAGUUGCUGGUCACAAGCGACAAAAAAAAACUAAUAUGUAACACAAAUUGCGGGUACAUAUACGUCUGGGAUAUAUCGGAGGAAACGAUCGACAAAUUCGAGUCACUAAUAAACAACCCGUUGUACAUAGACGGAUACAUCCCAUUGGCAUUGAGAGUGAGACCAGACGUAGUAAUUGAGUCGAAAAACCUAGCACAGUGCAUAGAUAUAGAUCUUUUGUAUAAUAACGUGAUAAUAGGAGUUGAAAAAUGGCCGGAAUUGACAGUAAAUUUAUACGACUGUACGACUGGACAAAAGUUGGCAUCGUUUCAAAACCUGCUGGGAGAAGUUUAUGAUAAGAGGAAAUACAUAAGGUGUAUAAAGGCAGACAGCCAACUGGUGAAAGAAGGAGAUGAAGUUAAGGGACAAUGGGUAGCAAUAGGAUCAGAUAAAGGACAGUUGCACAUGGUAUUCGUGCCAGCAUUCGAUGUAAAGGAUUUUAACGUGGAAAAUAUUGACGUUAAACUGAAUUCGUUCAGUAUUUCAGAAAACAUAAACAUAAACACAAUAGCAUGGAGGUUCAGAAACAAAACGUCGUCGAACUUGACAGUGAUUUGCGGAUGCUCGGACGGAACAAUAAAGUGUUUUGUGUUAAGCUCAGGAGAAGAAAAGUUGAACAUGGCGAAGCAGGCAUCAUACCUGUACUCAAAGGCGGCAAUCUCAGCGACAGUGAACAAGAUUCUGUGCGUCAAGGACGGAAGAACAGGAGUGCCCUUCCUAAUAGGCUCAUGCAACAUGAUCGGAGAGCUGGGAAACUUCGAGUUCGGAGAUCUGGCGACAAACUGCGUGUUCGAGGGAGUGUACCAGAAGCUAAUGCAGGACCAGUCUGACGACGUGAUGUCGUUCGCAAAGGUGCAGGAGUACAUAACGGACCUGUCAAUAGCGCCAACCAACAGUCACGUGGUCAUGGUCUCGACGAACGACAGCGUGUACCUCUGCACGGAGAGCAUGGAAAUGAGCAGCAGAACGCCCUGGAGCAAACCAGUGAAAAAGGGGAACAGUUUGGGGUCCCUGAGGCACAUAAGAAUAUACGGCACGAGAUAUAAGAUAGAAAAGAUACAAAAGCUGUGCGAAAACUUCGAGAAGGCGUGCUGGAGGAGCGUGAGAAUAGCAGAGGAGAAGGCGUAUCUGCAGAAGUACCAUUUUCUGAAGCACUGCUUGACUCUGAUAAAGCUAUAUAGACAAAAGGGGCUAGAAGCAUUCUCAGCCAUUAAACCGGGCCAAGAUACGUGUAAAAUAUCGGAUUUGAUACUGAAUAUGUACGACGGGACUAAUUCUAGGGAGUGCUUGGCGUUUGCGACGACGAUACUAGAAAAGCUGAUAUAUAGUGUGAAAUCAAACUUUGUUACUCAGGAUUCCAUUGAUGAAGUUUCUGAGAAAGCAGGGGGCAAUGUGUAUAAAAGCCAAUUGAUUAAAAAAAUAAAUCUAAAGUCGAUAAGUGGUAAGGAUAUGGAUAAAAUAAAGGACAUAGUUACUACAUUAAAAAAAAGAGUGAAGUUGGAAGAAGACCACGGCAGAAGCCCUGAGGUGCUGGGCUACACGAAAGCAGAGUUGGAGAAGAUGAUUGGCCUAUAG